Molecule: messenger RNA, 5023 nt
Organism: Patella vulgata (common limpet)
Lineage: Eukaryota; Metazoa; Mollusca; Gastropoda; Patellidae
Product: multidrug resistance-associated protein 1-like
Exons: 29
Coding region: 93-4769 (1558 amino acids)
Biological process (GO): transmembrane transport
Cellular component (GO): membrane
Molecular function (GO): ATP binding; ATP hydrolysis activity; ABC-type transporter activity
Source: RefSeq, a predicted model, not a curated record
UUACGGUUGAUGGAUUGAACUAGAUGGGGCUGGAUGAUCACGCUAAUUAUCAAGAUCUUUAGUUUUGGAGGUAGAAAAAUGAUUAGGAGAGUAUGGCGGCUGCUUUUGAGAAGUUCUGUGAUAAUUCGCCAAUUUGGAAUGAUAGUUUGAUAUUGAACAAUUCGUGGCCACAGUUUACUGAUUGCUUCCAAGAGACAGUGUUGAUAUGGGUGCCAUGUGGAUGGUUGUGGGUGACUUUACCAUUUUAUAUUGGCUAUGUACUGUCAAGUCAAGAUGGCAUUCCUAUACCUGUCAACUCCUUCAACCUGGCUAAAACAUUUUUCAGUAUGUUUCUGUUCUUUCUGGCUGUCAUUGAUAUUAUAAAAGAUGCUAGUGAUGUAAACCCUAAACGAGAUGGAUCAGUUGAUUACGUAUCAGGUGGAAUUUUAGCAGCUUCUUUUUUAGUGACAACUAUAUUGGUUCAGUUUGAAAGAAGUCGAGGUUUUAUUACAUCAGCUAUAUUAUAUAUCUUCUGGUUAUUGUUAUUUAUUGCUGGUAUUAUUCCAUUUUAUACAAAAAUAAUUAAUAAAGAAUAUGAGAAUGAUUUAUUCCGAUUUGUUUUGUAUUAUAUUUAUUUUGCUUUCGUGUUUGUGGAACUUAUUCUACAUACGUUUGCGGAAUCACGAAGUAGGAGAGGUUACCAUGAACCAGGUGAAAGGCAAUCUUCACCAGAGACAAAAGCUUCAUUUCCUAGUCAAGUCACCUUCUCCUGGAUAAACUAUUUGAUAUUGUUAGGAUAUAGAAAAUCUAUAGAAGAAGAAGAUCUAUUUGAGCUGAAUCCUAGAGAUGAUAGUGAAAAAGUUGUACCAGAAUUUGAAGAAGCUUGGAACAAAGCUUUACAAAAAACAAAACAACAGAAUGAGGAAAUUGAAAGAAAGUACAAUCUCAAAAAACAUUAUACUGGUGUUUUUUCAAACAAAGCUGAAGAACAUCAUCUUAGGAACGAAGCCAAGUCAUCGAAUGUUUCUGAGAAAACCCCUUUAUUAACGGAAGGCAGUACUUCAGUUGAACAAGGCGUGUCUUUUAAAGGAACAAAAGAUGAUGCACCAAAGAAAAAAGAAGCAUCGUUGUUGAAAGUUUUAUUUAAAACUUAUGGUUUUACACUACUCUGGUCAUUUGUUUUGAAAGCUAUAUACGAUUUGUUACAAUUUGUUAGUCCCAUUUUACAAAGUGCAUUAAUAGAUUUUACACAGAAUCGUGAUACUAAACCAGAUUGGCAGGGAUAUGUAUAUGCUGGAGGUUUUUUCGUCAUCGCAACCAUCAUGUCAUGCUUCUACCAUUAUUCAUUCCAUAUCAGUAUGACCCUUGGGAUGAGAAUCAAAUCAGCACUUAUAGCAGCCAUUUAUAAAAAGGCUCUAACUAUCAGUAGUGAGGCGAAGAAACAGACAACCGUGGGAGAGAUAGUCAACUUAAUGUCCGUUGAUUGUCAAAGAGUUCAAGAUGUCACCGGUUAUCUCUAUAUGUUAUGGUCUUCACCUCUUAUCAUAUCUGUCGCACUCUACAUGUUAUAUCAGUCUCUUGGAGCAUCCAUCUUUGCUGGCCUGGGCGUUAUGAUAUUACUGAUGCCACUGAAUGCGUUUAUCGCAACUAAACUGAGGAAAUAUCAGAUGGCUCAGAUGAAGUUGAAGGAUCAGAGGAUAAAAUUGAUGAAUGAAGUCUUGAAUGGUAUCAAGGUAUUAAAACUGUAUGCAUGGGAGUUGUCAUUUCAAGAGAAGAUAUUGGCUAUACGAGACCAGGAGUUAACCAUAUUACGUAAAUCAGCAUAUCUCAAUGCUGUAGGAACAUUUGCUUGGACUUGUGCUCCUUAUCUGGUAACCUUAGCAACAUUUGCAACAUAUGUUUUAUCAUCAGAUGAUCAUUAUUUAGAUGCCCAGAAAGCCUUUGUCUCAUUGUCUCUAUUUAAUAUUCUACGUAUGCCAAUUAAUCUCUUACCUAUGAUAAUACCAUACUGUAUACAGGGUUGGGUCUCUAUAGGAAGACUCUCCAAGUUUUUACGAAGCACUGAUUUAGAUCUGGAAACAGUUAGCCAUAUUGAUAGUGUAGAAGCUGUCGUAAAGAUAGAUAAUGGAACAUUUAGAUGGGAUAAAACACUACCAAAACCUACACUUAGAAAUAUAAAUAUAGAUAUUACUGAAGGUAAAUUAGUGGCUAUAGUUGGACAAGUUGGAUCAGGUAAAUCAUCACUGAUAUCAUCUUUACUGGGUGAACUAGAAAAAGUCAGUGGUAACGUCAAUAUUAAGGGAUCUAUAGCCUAUGUGCCACAAGAAGCCUGGAUACAGAAUGCUACUGUUAAAGAUAAUAUAUUAUUUGGUAGUCGAUGUAAACACAAGACCUAUGAUCGUGUUCUAGAAGCAUGUGCCUUAAAACCAGAUCUAGAUAUCCUACCUGGUGGUGAUUUAACAGAAAUAGGAGAAAAGGGAAUCAAUCUGAGUGGAGGACAGAAACAGAGAGUUAGUUUAGCUCGAGCUGUUUAUAGUAACGCUGAUAUUUAUCUUCUCGAUGAUCCACUCAGUGCCGUCGACUCACACGUAGGAAAACAUAUCUUUGAAAAGGUCAUAGGUCAUGAAGGAACACUGAAGAAAAAGACUCGUUUGUUGGUUACUCAUGGUGUUCACUGGUUACCUAAAACAGAUCUAAUUAUUGUCAUGAACGAAGGGGAAAUUUCAGAAGUUGGAUCAUAUAAUGAACUUGUCUGUCAUGAUGGAAAAUUUGCCCAGUUUUUAAAGCAUUAUUUAACAGAAGGAGCUGGAUCUGAAGAUGAUGAUGAUCCAGAGAUACAAGCUGUUAAAAGUCAGAUAUUGGAGAGAUUGGAAUCUGUAACUGGUACAUCUGAUUUUGCUACAUCUGGUGAUGAUGAAAGAACAUCCGGUAAAGAUUCUACAGUUCGUAAAAGAAAGCCAUCAACUGAUUGUGUAGAGAAAAAGAAAAUUCCUGCAGAGGUCAACAAACUUAUUGAUGCUGAAAAAGCGGAAGUUGGAACGGUAAAACUGGCUGUGUUUAUAGAAUAUGCUAAAGCUAUUGGUGGUAUUACAACAUUGUUGAUAUUUUUAAUUUAUCUGGGAUAUCAGGUAGCUAGUGUGUAUUCUAGUAUCUGGUUGAGUCAAUGGACAGAUGAUCCGUAUCUGUUAAAUCGUACAUUAAGUAAGACCACAAAAUAUCAAGACAAGAACGAUAUGUAUCUUGGAGUUUAUGGAGGACUGGGUGUAGCUCAAGCGGUUAUUAUACUAAUCUUUGCCUUGUUAUGUUCAACGAGAAUGGUAGCAGCAGCCAGAACUCUCCACGCUAAAAUGUUAUUUAAUAUUUUACGAUCACCAAUGUCUUUCUUUGAUACGACACCUAGUGGUAGGAUAGUGAACCGUUUUUCACGAGAUAUAGAAGUUAUAGAUAAUAAUCUACCCAGUACGUUUCGUGUUUGGAUGAGUUGUUUUUUUGGUGUUUUAAGUACGUUUGUUGUGAUAGCGUACAGUAAUCCAAUAUUUCUGGUAGUUGUACUGCCAUUGGGAUUACUCUACUGGCUAGUUCAGAGAUUUUAUAUUCGAACAUCAAGACAGUUAAAGCGAAUUGAAUCUACAACACGAUCACCUAUCUAUACCCACUUCAGUGAAACAAUAACAGGAGCUUCUUCAAUUCGAGCCUAUGGUGCUUCUGAGAGAUUUAUAGAGGAAUCACAAUCACGUGUGGAUAGAAAUCUGGUUAUAUAUUUCUCAGCCAAUUGUGCAAAUAGAUGGCUAGGAUUUCGUCUGGAGUUUCUAGGUAAUAUUAUUGUAUUAGCCGCAGCUAUAUUUGCUGUAUUAGCUACAGAUUUAGAAGGUGGUUUGGUUGGUCUAUCUAUAACAUAUGCUUUACAGAUAACGAUGACAUUAAACUGGAUGGUGAGAAUGACAAGUGAUUUAGAAACUAACAUCGUAUCAGUAGAAAGAGUAAAAGAAUAUUCAGAAACACCAACAGAAGCUGCAUGGAAUAUACCAUUUCGUAAACCACCAAGAGGCUGGCCAGAUAGUGGUAAUAUUAUAUUUGAGAAUUUAACAACUAGAUACAGACCCGGUUUGGAUCUCGUGUUAAAGGGCAUCAACUGUGAAGUUAAAUCUGGUGAAAAGAUUGGUAUUGUUGGUAGAACAGGAGCUGGUAAAACAUCUUUAUCUAUUGUAUUAUUCCGAUUAAUAGAAGCUGUGUCCGGUAAAAUUAUUAUAGACGGACAACAUGUCGCUGAUAUCGGACUUCAUGAUCUCAGAUCUAGUAUUACUGUAUUACCUCAGGAUCCAGUUCUAUUUUCUGGUAGUAUGAAGAUGAAUCUUGAUCCGUUUAAUGUUUAUAAAGAGAGUGAUCUAUGGGAGGCGUUAGAACAUGCUAAUUUAAGUAAAUUUGUCUCAGAAGUCCCAGGUAAAUUAGAGUAUGAAGUUGGAGAAGGAGGGCAAAAUCUCAGUGUUGGUCAGCGCCAGUUGGUGUGCUUAGCCAGAACUCUUUUACGUAAAACUAAGAUAUUAGUUUUAGAUGAAGCUACAGCAGCUGUUGAUAUGGAAACCGAUGACCUCAUUCAACAGACAAUAAGAACAGAAUUUAAAGAUUGUACAGUAUUAACGAUAGCUCAUAGAUUAAAUACUAUCAUGGAUUAUGACAGAGUCAUGGUACUGGAUAAUGGUUUAAUAAAAGAAUUUGAUCAACCAGACAAGUUAAUAAAUGAUAAAGAAACAACCUUUUAUAGUAUGGCAAAAGAUGCUGGUCUAACCUAGUCUACCAAGUGUCUAUUUUGAGACCAGGUCUUUCUAAUUGUACCAUUGCCAAAUAUACUGUGGCCUUAAUGGCAGGUCUACUUUACAAAUGACAGAUCUCAAAUUUAACAAGUCAUUUUUUGAUGUAUGGAAAUAAAAAUUAAAAUACUGUUUAGAUCUAUAUUUUGUUACAUCUCACAAUGUCACAAGUAAACUGCACUAUUGUAUUUAUACAAUUUCUGAAUAUUGAAAUUGGAUGGAUAAUAUUUUGGGGG